Molecule: messenger RNA, 2570 nt
Organism: Saccostrea echinata
Lineage: Eukaryota; Metazoa; Mollusca; Bivalvia; Ostreida; Ostreidae
Product: dynein intermediate chain 2, ciliary-like
Exons: 19
Coding region: 84-2213 (709 amino acids)
Biological process (GO): outer dynein arm assembly; cilium movement
Cellular component (GO): outer dynein arm
Molecular function (GO): dynein heavy chain binding; dynein light chain binding
Source: RefSeq, a predicted model, not a curated record
UUUCCCUUAGAAACGAUUACCGCCAUUAUAAACUGCAGUGUGUGUUAUAUUUGGUUGCAGCAACCGAGUGAAAGUUCUGCAAAAUGCCACCAAAGGCAGCACCAAAGUCCAAACAGGCCUCAAAGGGAAAAUCCUCCAGACCUACAGGAAAACCAGGGAAGGAUGGAGAUGAUAUGACAGACAUUGGAGACACAGAUGGAGAUGACUGGAUGAAUACAAAAACCUUAGUGAAACCUGAUGACCAACUGGAUCUCACAGAACAGGAAUUGAAAGAGGAGUUUACCCGUAUUCUGACAGCAAAUAAUCCUCAUGCUCCACAAAACAUUGUCAGAUACAGCUUCAAGGAGAAGCAGUACAAACAGACAUCCCAUGUGGACCAGCUGGCCAUCCACUUUGCACUGGAUGGUAACAUGCUACAUAAGGACUCAGAUGAGGCAAAGAGACAGAGAGCCAGACUAGGAAUUCCUGAGGCUGGAGAAGUAGCAGGAAGUGAAGGAGGGGAGGCCACUCCUGCAGUAGGUGCUGUUCCUGCCGAGGGAGAGGAAGGAAAAGAAGAGGCUAAGGAGGGUGAACAAAGGGAGGAGGCAGCUACCCCUGCUGCUGGGGCCCCUGCUGGUGCAGAAAAACUGACCAACCAGUUUAACUUCAGUGAAAGAGCCUCCCAAACCUACAACAACCCAUACAGAGAGCGGGGUACAGCCACUGAGCCUCCACCCAGGGCUACAUUCUCCUCCAACGUUACACAGUGGGAAAUAGCAGAUGCUUACCAUGAAGAUUUUGAAAAACAGGAAAAGAGCAAAGAGAAAAAGACCAUCCCUGGAAGAAAAGAGGAGGAAAAGACUAGAAAGAAGCUAACCAUAACCGAAACACAGGGUGAUGACAUAUCACGCAUUUCCAAAGCCACCAAGAUUGUAGAGAGGAUGGUCAAUCAGAACACAUACGACGACAUUGCUCAAGACUUCAAAUACUGGGAGGAUCCAUCUGAUGAGUAUCGAGAUAAUGAGGGAACCAUGUUACCUCUGUGGCGAUUCUCCUAUGAGAAGGCGAAGAAACUAGCAGUUACCUCCCUUUGCUGGAAUCCCAAAUAUAAAGAUCUUUUUGCUGCUUCCUUUGGAUCUUAUGACUUCAUGAAGCAGGGUAGUGGAAUGAUUCUUUUCUACUCCUUGAAAAACCCUUCGUUUGCUGAGUACAUCUAUGAGACAGAUAGUGGAGUCAUGUGUCUUGACGUCCAUCCAGAACACCCGUAUAUGGUAGCUGUAGGGUUCUAUGAUGGAAGUGUCGGUGUUUUUAAUGUGCAGAAAAAAGAGCCUGUACAUAGGUGUACAGCGAAAAAUGGCAAACACACAGAUCCAGUUUGGCAGGUAAGGUGGCAGAAAGAUGACUUGGAAAAUAAUCACAACUUUUACUCAGUGUCUUCUGAUGGUCGAAUAGUUCACUGGACAAUUAUCAAGAAUGAACUCCUGUUUGAAGAUGUGAUCACGCUGACUAUGCCUGAUGCCCCGGCAGAGGGUCCUGACGGAACCAAAAUCAAUACUAUUGGGUGUGGAACAGCUUUUGACUUUCAUAGAAAGAACGAUUACCUGUUCCUUGUUGGGACAGAAGAAGGUAAAAUCCACCAGUGUUCCAAAGCCUACAGCAGUCAAUUCCUGGACACAGUAGAUGCCCACAACAUGGCUGUGUAUAAAGUGCGCUGGAACCCAUUUCACCCUAGGAUAUAUAUCACAUGUAGUGCUGACUGGACGGUGAAAAUCUGGGAGGUUAGCAGCAAGACUACAGCAGACAGAAGUGAGGGCACUCAAGUGGAGGCACAGACAAAGAAACCUCUGUUUACUUUUGAUCUGAACAACUCCGUCGGUGAUGUGGCGUGGGCACCCUACUCCUCCACUGUGUUCGCCGCAGUCACAGCAGAUGGAAAGAUGUUUGUAUAUGAUCUGAAUAUCAACAAAUAUGAACCCCUUUGUGAACAAAUGGUAGCCCAGAAGAAGAAGACUAAGUUAACACACAUAGAGUUUAAUCCUAAAGACCCCAUUGUUAUUGUGGGAGAUGAUAGAGGAAAUGUAACAAGUUUAAAGAUUUCACCAAAUCUUAGGAAAUUGCCAAAGGAAAAGAAAGGAGCGCCCCCGAUGGACCCAAAGCAGAAGGAGGAUAAUGAAAUUGCCAAGUUAGACAAAAUCUUAUCAAUGGUCAGGGAACCCAAUGAAGACAAGAAAUAAACGAUUGGUUUCUAUUUGGGGGGAAUCUACUCUUUAUUGGAGAUCUUACCUUGAAAGUUUGACCAAACAAUUUUCUCCACUUUUUGACCAUCUGUUCUUGAAAUAAUAUUUUUAAAAGAAAAUUACUUGAUGUCUAAAAUCCAGAAUGUUAAUGUAUUGAGUAUGUGAAUUGUUUAACUAUUUAUUGUGUAUUUUUCUAAUGACUUUGUUAAGAAAUGAUCAGAACUGUUAUGAUGCAAUAAUUUUGACUGUGUUACAAAUUGAUGCUUUCUUUUUGUAUGAAAAAUGUGAUAUAUACUGUAUUGACUAAGUAUCUUAAGAUAUAUUUUUAAUUAUUAAACUGAUGAAACACCCUUA